Messenger RNA from Raphanus sativus (radish), 2275 nucleotides. Its product is annotated as ABC transporter G family member 26. The transcript has 9 exons. Lineage: Eukaryota; Viridiplantae; Streptophyta; Magnoliopsida; Brassicales; Brassicaceae. Gene Ontology annotation, molecular function: ABC-type transporter activity; ATP binding; ATP hydrolysis activity. Bases 35 to 2080 code for a protein of 681 amino acids. The record is from RefSeq and is a predicted model, not a curated record. Gene Ontology annotation, cellular component: membrane.
ACUCCUUGCAUCACAAGACUAACCCAAAAAAAAAAUGGAGAUCAAAAGAUCUACAGAAGAACUUGAAGACAACCAUGUAAUGCAGAUUUCAGGAAGCAAUGGCAUAGUUCACAACAUGGAGUUCAUGUCCCAAGCUUACCUCAGAAACCAAUACUCAUCCGAAAUUGACAUCCAUGAAGAAUUCGUUUCUCCUUAUCCUCAUGAAGAUGCCCCUCUUCCCAUCUUCCUCAAGUUUGAAGAUGUGGAGUAUAAGGUGAGAAACAUCCAAGCUAGCUUGAAAACAAUGGUGUCGAAGGUGGUGACACAUACUAAUCAAGAUCCAGACGGGUACAAGCACAUUUUGAAAGGUAUUACAGGAAGCACAGGUCCAGGAGAAAUCCUAGCACUAAUGGGUCCUUCCGGUAGUGGAAAAACUACUCUCUUGAAAAUAAUGGGAGGAAGAUUGACAGAUAAUGUCAAAGGGAAGCUUACUUACAAUGACAUUCCUUACAGUCCCUCUGUCAAGAGAAGAAUUGGAUUCGUUACACAAGAUGAUGUUCUGCUGCCACAACUUACUGUGGAAGAGACCUUGGCAUUCGCUGCGUUCUUGAGACUUCCAAGUAACAUGAGCAAGGAACAGAAGUACGCUAAAGUGGAGAUGAUUAUCAAAGAGCUUGGCCUUGAAAGAUGCCGUCACACAAGAGUUGGAGGAGGUUUUGUCAAGGGAAUAUCAGGUGGAGAAAGGAAAAGAACGAGUAUAGCAUACGAGAUUCUCGUAGAUCCUUCCUUGUUGCUUCUGGACGAGCCAACCUCUGGACUUGACUCCACUUCUGCCACCAAGCUUCUUCAUAUUCUGCAAGGAGUGGCUAAGGCAGGAAGGACUGUUAUUACAACAAUUCACCAACCCUCAAGCAGAAUGUUUCACAUGUUUGACAAGCUCCUACUGAUCUCAGAAGGCCACCCUGCAUACUAUGGCAAAGCAAGAGAAGCUAUGGAGUACUUCUCAUCUCUGAGAAUCUUACCUGAAAUUGCAAUGAACCCAGCAGAGUUUUUGCUAGACUUGGCAACCGGACAGGUGUCAGACAUUAGCCUCCCUGAAGAACUAUUGGCUACAAAAACCUCCCAACCUGAUUCUGAGAACGUGAUUGUGAAAUACCUGCAACUAAGGUACAAGACAGACUUGGAGCCAAAAGAGAAGGAAGAAAACCAUAGAAAUACAAAGGCUCCAGAGCAUCUUCAAAUAGCAAUCCAAGUGAAGAAGGACUGGACGCUUUCAUGGUGGGAUCAGUUCAUGAUUAUAUUCAGAAGAACAUUCAGAGAGCGGCGUAGAGAUUACUUUGAUAUGCUAAGGCUAGUUCAGUCACUUGGCGUGGCCGUUGUGUUGGGUCUACUCUGGUGGAAAUCAAAGACAGACACAGAGGCACACCUUAGAGACCAAGUUGGUUUGAUGUUCUAUAUCUGCAUCUUCUGGACAUCUUCAUCGCUCUUUGGAGCAGUUUAUGUGUUCCCCUUCGAGAAGAUAUACCUGGUGAAAGAAAGAAAAGCAGACAUGUACAGGCUAAGCGUGUACUACGUAUGCAGUACACUAUGUGAUAUGGUGGCACACGUUUUGUACCCUACAUUCUUCAUGAUCAUUGUCUACUUCAUGGCUGGGUUCAGUAGGACAGUCCCCUGCUUCCUUUUCACCGUGUUGACAAUACUACUUAUAGCCAUAACUAGCCAAGGUGCAGGAGAGUUCUUAGGAGCUUCGGUGUUGAGCAUUAAGAGGGCUGGUAUGAUCGCCUCUUUGGUACUAAUGAUGUUUCUUCUAACAGGAGGUUACUAUGUUCAGCACAUACCCAAGUUCAUGCAGUGGCUGAAGUACUUGUCCUUCAUGCACUACGGCUUCAGACUGCUUUUGAAAGUUCAGUACACAGGGGACCAAGUUUUCGAUUGUGCGAGCAAAGGCGGCUGCAGGACACUGCAGAGCUCAUCAUCCUUCGACACAGUUAACUUGAAUGGUGGUCUAGAAGAACUGUGGGUUCUGCUUGGCAUGGCAUUUGGCUACCGUCUUUGCACAUACUUCUGCCUUCGCAAGAAAAUAAGCAUUUGUCAUCUUUGAAAAGGAACAAGUGAGAACUGCAGAGACCAAAAAUAUAUGUAACAGAGAUCAGAAACGACUCUAUCAGGCUAUUUCCAGUUUUGUGCCAAUGGUGUCAGUGAUAGAUAAGAAUCUAGUAGAAAUCUGAGAAAUAGCAUUAAAUUCAAACGCAUAAGCUUUUUUAUAUUAAACAAUAAGAAGUUGGGUUCAGUAUUA